AUGGAGCUCCCUGCAUCUGCAUACUCUGUAACCCUUUUGAUCUCAGUCCUUCAUGUUCAUGUGCUUGUCUUUUUCUGUGCAAGCAUCCUGUGCUUGCAAACUGCUGAUUGCCUCAGUAUGUUAGGAAAUGGGACCGACCGACUUGCUCUUUUGGAAUUCAAAGCCAAAAUAGGCAAUGAUCCAUAUGGCAUCUUAAGCUCGUGGAAUGAUUCUGUCAACUUCUGCAAAUGGCAAGGAGUUUCCUGCGCCCGCAAACAUCAGAGGGUUACAUCUCUGAACCUGCAAGGGCUGAGCCUGUCUGGAGCCAUAUCUCCGAGUGUAGGGAAUCUCACCUUCUUGAGGUUCCUCAACCUUGGUGCCAAUGAAUUCCGUGGUGAAAUUCCCCAAGAAAUCCUCAACCUUGGUGCCAAUGAAUUCCGUGGAGAAAUUCCCCAAGAAAUUGGCCGCCUGUUUCGACUGAGACAUAUCAACCUGACUGAUAAUGCAUUGAAAGGAGAAAUUCCAAUCAACAUUAGCUACUGCUCAGAGUUGAAGAUUUUGCUUCUCUCUAGUAACAUCUUGGUAGGAAAAAUUCCUCCCGAGUUGGGCUCUUUAAAGAAGCUUGUAUCACUUAGGCUUUUUAAAAAUAAUCUCAUGGGAGAAAUCCCACAUUCCCUUGGGAACUUGUCAUCCCUCCAAGCUCUUUCUCUAGCGUAUAACAAACUGAAGGGAAAUAUUCCCAAUGAAUUGGGACGAUUAACAAGCUUAAUGGUUCUUUCAGUUUCAAGCAACGAUCUGACUGGUACAGUGCCAUCUAGCAUAUACAAUAUCUCCUCCAUGACCAAGCUUUCUUUUUCAUUGAAUCAAAUCAAAGGCAGUGUCCCAGCAAAUAUAGGCCUGACUCUUCCCAACUUACAAGAAUUUGCAUACGGCCUGAACCAAUUCCAUGGAACCAUUCCACUGUCACUUGCUAAUGCUUCCCAGCUUGAAAUAAUUGACAUCGCUAGCAACUUUUUCUCAGGAGAAAUUCCAAGAAAUUUUGGGGAUUUGAGUAGUCUUCAAUUUCUCAAUUUGGCACAAAAUUUCCUUGGAAAUAACACAAGUCAAGAUUUAAAUUUUGUAACAUCUUUGUCAAACUGCAGCAAUUUACAAGAACUAUAUUUUGAUCACAAUAAUCUUGUUGGUGUAUUACCUAACAGCAUAAUUAAUGUAUCUUCCCUCAUUAGCCUUUUUCUAGGAAACAACCAAAUAUCCGGUAGAAUUCCAGCAGAGAUUGGGAAUCUUGCUAACUUGAAUGCAUUAGGCAUGGAAGAGAAUCUUUUUUCUGGCAGCCUCCCUAUUUCUCUUGGAAAGAAUCAACGGAUGCAAAUGCUGUAUUUAAAUAAUAAUAAACUAUCCGGAGAAAUCCCUGCAUCCUUAGGUAACAUCAGCCAGUUAUAUCAUCUUGUAUUAGCCAUGAACAAAUUAGAAGGGAAUAUACCAGCAAGUAUAGGUCACUGCACAAAUCUGCAUUUGCUAGAUCUAGCAGAAAAUAAACUGACUGGUACCAUGCCCAAACAAAUCAUUGGCUUGUCUUCUCUAUCUUUGGUUCUUAACUUAUCUCAAAACUCAUUGAUAGGGCCCAUACCCCAAGAAGUUGGCAAACUCAAAAAUAUCGGUGAAAUAGAUAUAUCAGGAAACAAAUUAUAUGGGGAGAUUCCUAAAGCAAUAGGUGAUUGUUCGAGCCUUGAAAUUCUUAACAUGCAGGCUAACUUCCUUCAAGGACCCAUUCCGUUAUCUAUCGCAUCCUUAAGAGGUCUACAAUCUUUAGACCUGUCAAGAAACAAACUGACAGGAAAACUUCCAAAGGAGCUGGAGAAACUUUUGUUCUUGAAAACUUCCAAAGGAGCUGGAGAAUUUUGCCUUCCUCGGAAUUUCAUCAAGGGAACUCUUGGCAAGCAAGCUGGGGGUUCUCUUUCAUACAAGGAACUCUUGCAAGCAACUGGGGGAUUCUCUUCAGAGAACCUGAUUGGACAGGGUAGUUUUGGCCUGGUGUAUAGAGGAAGUCUUGAUCAGCAAGCAUACAGAUUAGUUGCUGUAAAGGUACUCAACCUUCAACAACGUCAAGCUUCCAAGAGCUUCAUUGCUGAGUGCAAAAUAUUGAGAAACUUAAGGCACCGGAAUCUGGUAAAGGUAUUGACAUACUGCUCGAGCAUUGAUUUUAAAGGUAACGAUUUCAAAGCUCUAGUGUUCGAUUUCAUGGCAAAUGGGAGCUUAGAAAUGUGGCUGCAUCCAAGAGAAAAUAAUGGUAAUGCUCAGUCAAGAAGUUCAAGAAGUUUAAACCUUCUGCAGAGACUUCAAAUUGCAAUUGACGUGGCUUCUGCACUGCAUCAUCUUCAUGACAAUUGUGAAGUACCAAUCAUUCACUGCGACUUGAAACCAAGCAAUAUUCUUCUUGAUGAUGACAUGACUGCUCAUGUUGGUGACUUUGGAUUAGCAAGGCUUUGGUCUGAAACUCAAAAUUCUUCCUCUCGAGGCCAAACCAGCUCAAUUGGGAUGAAGGGAACAAUUGGAUAUAUGGCUCCAGAGUAUGGAGUAGGCAAUGCAGCUACAACAUCUGGAGACACAUAUAGCUUUGGAAUAAUUUUGUUGGAGAUGUUCACAGGAAAGAGACCAACUGAUGAAGUGUUCACAAAUGGUUUGAGUCUCCACAGUUUUGUUAAAUCUAAGCUUCCAGGACGAGUCAAUCAAGUUUUGGACCCAAUACUUUUUACAGCUGGAGAUAUGGGGACAGCAACAAACAAUACCUAUGAAAAUGCGGGAGACGAGAUCCAGGAAAGUAUUGAAAAUUUGAGAGUAGAGGGUGGAAAUGUGGAAAAAUGUAUUGUAUCAGUACUUAAAAUUGGAGUGUCAUGCGCAGCAGAAUUACCAGAAGACCGAAUGAAAAUGAGGGAUGCCACAAGAAAACUAAAUGUCAUCAAAGAUGGAUUUCUUCGUGCCAGGAACCCUAGAGAUCAGAGAAGGGGAAAUUAAAAGUCCACUAAUUGCAUCGAGAGUUGAACUCAUGUGAGAAGAUUUCUCUUUGGUAUUGACCCUGUAAAUCCUAUUUUUAAGUUUAUUUUUCAAAUAAUUAAGUCCAAUUUAUUUUUUACAUUAAUAACAGUAUUUUAAACUAUA
Molecule: messenger RNA, 3135 nt
Organism: Jatropha curcas
Lineage: Eukaryota; Viridiplantae; Streptophyta; Magnoliopsida; Malpighiales; Euphorbiaceae
Source: RefSeq, a predicted model, not a curated record